AUGUCCAUCAUGUCUACCCCCUCCACCUCCUCACGUUCAUCCUCCAGCACCCAAAGCAUGACCCUCGUCGACAGUCCUCCAGCCCAGCCGCCUGCAAGGCCCAGAGAGCGCAAACUGUCCACCUCAAAGCGCCUGGCUGCCGCAGCCACCCAACAUAUUCGAGCCUCACACUUUGGCCCCUCCUUCUUGCAAGACCUUGCUAAGCAGGGAAUGCCUCCGACGUACGAUAAUGCGCGCGACGGAAAGUUCAGGAUUGUUACAGGACCAGAGGCGACUGAGUUGGCCCAGAACUUUUUAAACCGCAAAGGUUCUGGCCUCAGAAAGCCUCAUCAACAGCCGGUUGUUCUUGCCUUGCCUCGUCCCGUAGAAGCAGGAAGAAAGGUGGUGGAUAUGUGGAGGUCGUGGAAGGGCGACGUUAAGACUCAUCGCAAGCAAGGUUCGCCACGCCUCCGACACAUCAUCAUAUCUUCUUAG
Molecule: messenger RNA, 474 nt
Organism: Schizophyllum commune H4-8
Lineage: Eukaryota; Fungi; Basidiomycota; Agaricomycetes; Agaricales; Schizophyllaceae
Exons: 3
Coding region: 1-474 (157 amino acids)
Source: RefSeq, a predicted model, not a curated record